AUGGCUUUCUAUCUCUACAAGAAAAUAAAAGCCUCUCGGGCGGAGAAGGCUGCCCAGGAGAUUCCUCUCGGUAAUACACAAUCCAGUUCCUUUGAGGAUACUCCACUUCAACAAGAUGGAGUACUGCCCACUGAUGACUCGCAAAGACCCCUCCAGGAGAAGUCUUCUCCUGAAGCUGAAGCAGAGAAGCGCAGAAUGCGAAUCUACCGCUGGAAGCUCAUCGGCAGUCUCUUCCUGCCCUAUCUACUAGCAAGUAUCGACUUGACGAUUGUUGCGACCGCCGUGCCCUUUAUCGCGUCGCAUUUCGACCAACUCGGCGAGCUUAAUUGGAUUGUUACGGCGUUUACUCUGACCUCGACAGCGUUCAUUCCGACAUUUGGUCAGCUCGCGGAUGUCUUCGGGCGUCAUGUCGCGCUGCAGCUGGCGACGCUUCUCAUGCUUAUUGGGAGUGUCCUGUGCGCGGCGGCGCAGACCUGGGGCAUGCUCUUGCUGGGUCGUGCGUUGCAGGGUGUGAGCUCUGCUGGUUUGAUGGCGACGGUUAUGAUCAUCCUUGCGGAUAAUGUGAGCCUGGAGGAGAACGCAAAGAACAAUUCCGUCUUUGCGAUUGUCAGUGGUGUUGCGUAUUCCAUUGGGCCGGUUGUUGGAGGAUACCUGACUGAUUCAAACUGGCGCUACUGCUUCGUUAUAUCCAUUCCUAUCGCCUUCGUCUCGCAUAUAAUAAUAUACAUCGUCCUCCGCAACGAACUCAAACAAGGCACAUACUCUCGCUCCGGCACGCGCCUGUCCUCCCUCCUCCCCGCCCUCGCAACCCUCGACAUCAUCGGCACAAUCCUAUUCAUCUUCGGCGUCGGGCUCAUAAUCCUCGGCACAGCCUGGGGCGGGUCUGCAUACCCCUGGGCCUCUGCGCAGGUCCUAGCCCCCCUGGUCGUCGGCGGUGUCUGUUUCGUCCUGUUCUUCGUAUACGAGUAUUUCCUGGAAAAGGGAGCUCUGCGGAGGAUAUUUCCCACGCAAACGCCUAUGCUCCCGUAUAGCAUGUUCAAACGCCUUGAUACGCUCUGGCUUGCGAUUCUACAGUUCGCGGCUGGGGCGGCGAUGUACUCUGUCUUUUAUUAUGUCGGGAUUUAUUUUACUCUUGUGGAGAAUUAUCCCGCUAGUAAGGCUGGCGUGCAGUUACUCUACUACAUCCCUGGUUUGGGAGCCGGAGUCUACCUAGCAAUCAUCCUCUGCACCACCUACCCAGCCCAAACCUUCCACCCCCUAACGCUCGGAACCCUCCUCGAAACCCUCGGCCUAGCACUCGUAACCUACGGCAUCCACUCGCAGCGCACAAACAUCCUCAACGGGAUGAUGGUGCUAGCCGGCGCGGGCACAGGAAUCCGCAUGAUGCCGGCGACUCUACACGCGUCUGGAGUCUGGCCCGACCGGAUUGCGGCGGCUCUCUCGCUCAUGCGCUUUGCGUUGCCGUUUGGAGGCACGAUUGGGAUUACGGUUAUGGGGAGUGUGUUUAAUAAUAAACUCUCUUCUGGGAUUGCAGCUGUACCUGGUUUGGAUGGUAGUGGGAGUGGGGAUGUAUCAGCAGGGCUAGGAAGUGGAGGAGGGUCAGCAAGUAGUCUGGAUUUCGUGAACGGGUUGCCAGGGCCGCAGCAGGAGGGUGUGAGGAUUGCGGGUAGGGAUGCGAUUAUGUGGGCUUAUAUUGGCAUCUUGCCGAUUCUGGGGAUUAGUUUGGUGACGGGGUUGCUUUUGGGGAAUGUGUGGAUUAAGUCGAAGAAGAAGAAGACGCCUGGACGGGUUGAGGAGGGAGGGAGUGAGGGUGGGAAUCGGGCUGGGGAGAGUGAGGUUAUUUAUGUGCCGUAUUUGUAUGCGAUUUUCAAGGGGGUGGACAAGUAUAAGCAUGUUACUCGGCCUGCCCUCGAGUCUGAUGCAGACAGUCUUCCACAGAGCUAG
This is a messenger RNA of Aspergillus puulaauensis, 1944 nucleotides long. It is a transcript of the gene mfs56, whose product is annotated as putative MFS multidrug transporter. The record is from RefSeq and is a predicted model, not a curated record. The transcript is spliced from 7 exons. Gene Ontology annotation, biological process: basic amino acid transport; transmembrane transport. Gene Ontology annotation, cellular component: fungal-type vacuole membrane. Gene Ontology annotation, molecular function: basic amino acid transmembrane transporter activity. The coding region runs from base 1 to 1944 and encodes 647 amino acids. NCBI's taxonomy places the organism in Eukaryota, Fungi, Ascomycota, Eurotiomycetes, Eurotiales, Aspergillaceae.